Sodiomyces alkalinus F11 is the source of this 4425-nucleotide messenger RNA. RefSeq lists its product as hypothetical. The record is from RefSeq and is a predicted model, not a curated record. Gene Ontology annotation, molecular function: calcium ion binding; protein binding. Gene Ontology annotation, biological process: endosomal transport; endocytosis. The coding region runs from base 1 to 4425 and encodes 1474 amino acids. NCBI's taxonomy places the organism in Eukaryota, Fungi, Ascomycota, Sordariomycetes, Glomerellales, Plectosphaerellaceae. The transcript is spliced from 3 exons. Gene Ontology annotation, cellular component: cytoplasm; plasma membrane.
AUGUACUCGAACUCGAACGCCUUCUUGGGCGGCAACAACAAUCAACGGCCAGGCCUACCUCAAUAUGGCGGCUCUUUCAAUACCACGGGACAAGGACAGCCGGGACAGCUGCAACCUGGCCCCUUCGCUCAACCUCCGUUGCAACAACAGUUCACCGGAUAUCCGGGCCAGGCGUCCCAGCAGCAACCUCAAUUCACGGGCUUCCCUGGCCAGGCGCAACCGCAACAGAGCUUCCAGACCGGCGUUCCUCCAAUGCCCGCGGUCCCCUCCCAGUUUCAGCAGCAGUUUGCGCAACAGCAGCAACAACAACAGCAACAGCAGCAGCAGCCGCAGUCGUCCCCGCAACCUACCGUUGGUGCUUUUGCUCCUCCGCAGCCGUCUCAGCCGUCUCAGCCGGUGAAGCCGCAGCCUACGGGAUUCCAACAGAUGGCCGCCUCAUUUCAGACUGGACAGAGUGCGCCUCAAUCCCGGCCGGCGCCGAAGAGAAAGGCGAACAAGAUCCCCAAUGUCCGGCUAUCCUUUAUCAACGCCCAGGACCAGGCCAAGUUUGAGACUUUGUUCAAGUCUGCCGUGGGGGAUGACUCCACUACUAUGUCUGGAGAGAAAGCUAGAGACCUAUUGUUGAGGUCCCGUUUAGAUGGCGACUCUCUCUCUCACAUUUGGACUUUGUCUGAUACCACUCGGUCCGGUCAGCUUCACUUCCCCGAGUUCGCUCUCGCCAUGUACCUUUGCAACUUGAAGCUUACGGGCAAGGGCCUGCCGUCGAGCCUGCCGGAACAUAUCCAGAACGAAGUGUCAAGCAUGGUCGACAUCAUCAACUUCAGCAUCACGGACGAGGCAGGGGCAACUCCGGCGAGCAAUGCGCCUGACCUCACUGGACGGCAGAGCGCUGCGUCUCCUCCUGUCAUCCACCAACCCCAGCCGCAGCCGUCCAACUCCCAAAUCCUGCAGGCGCAGAUGACUGGUUUCCCUGGCCAGCAGCAACAGGGAGGAUUUCUUGGACCCAACCAGUCCCUGCAACCGCAACAGACUGGAUUUCCCACGAUGCAGAACCCCCAGCCCACGGGAUACGCCGGUCCGCGACCCCCCAUGCCCCCGAUGCCGACGGGCAUGGGACAAGCUACUAUGACUGUGCCUCUGAAUGCCCAGCCGACCGGCCGACCUGGUCAAUGGGGCCUCGUGAAUGCCCCGGCAUCCGGUCUCCCUAACAUUGACGCGCUCCACGCAAGAAUGAUGCCGCAGCAGGGCCGCGAACAGCAUACUUACACGACUGCUGGUCUCCAGGGCAAUGCGGUUAUUCCUUGGGCCAUCACAAAGGAGGAGAAGAAGAGAUACGACGACUUGUUCAGGGCCUGGGAUGGCCUCGGCAAGGGCUUCAUCGCCGGUAGCCAGGCAAUUGAGAUCUUCGGACAAAGUGGACUUGAUAAAACCGAUCUCGAGCGCGUUUGGACGCUUUCUGAUAGCGGCAAUAAGGGUCGUCUCGACCUCGACGAGUUCGCCGUGGCCAUGCAUUUGAUCUAUCGCAAGCUCAAUGGCUACCCCAUUCCGAACACCUUGCCCCCCGAGCUCGUGCCGCCGUCGACUAAGAACCUGAACGCCUCCAUCGGCACCAUCAAGUCUAUGCUCAGCCACGAGUCGGACAUGCGCAGCAGGUCGGGCGCCGCCCUCCUGCCCCAGAAGACGGGCGUGAGCUACAUGAAGAGCCGAUCGUUGAGGGACAAUAAUCUUGCCGGCACUGGUCGCAAGGAUGCAACCGUAUUCAAGAACAAUGACGACGAGGUUGGCUACAAGUCCAGCGCCCGGCGACGCCUCGGGAACAGCUCUCCACGUCCCGACUCCCCAGCCUCGGUGGCGUCGUCCACCGAUGAUCUCAGCAUUGAGCAGCUCAAGAAGAAAAUCCGGGAAAAACAGGUCCUUUUGGAUGCCAUGGAUUUCAAUGAUGAGAAGGCCAUCGAGGAGGAGGACAUGCUCGACCGCCGUGACCGACGAGAAGCUGAGGACCUUUACCGUCGCAUCCGACGCAUCCAAGAGGACAUUGACGCGCAUCCGGAUGCUUCUCUUGCCACGGGCGACUCUGACGCCGAGCGACGUGCACUCAAACGUCAGUUGCAGAAGCUGACGGACAGGAUCCCCCAGCUGGCUUCCCAAGUCCGACAGACGGAAAAGGCCAUGCACGAUGCACGCUUGGAGCUUUUCCGACUGAGAGACGCCAAGGCCAACCCGGGCAGUGCGCCUGCCAUCGUCGGCACCGGACCUGGAGGCGCCGUUACCGAGUCUGACAGGAUCAAGGCCAGAGCCAAGGCGAUGAUGCAGCAGCGCACGGCAGCCCUCACCGGGAGGAAGAUCGAAACGCCCUUCGACGACGAGGCCGCGUCGAGGCGGCUCGAGGAAGAAGCCAUCAAGGUCAGGACAGAGAAGGAGACCAACGAGCGCAUGGUCCGUGACGUGGAGGACUCGGUGCGCGACUUCGCGCGCGGUAUUGAAGACAGCCUCAAGGAGGGUGCGGCCGACUCGACCAACGAGCACGAGAAGCGGCGCUGGGAGGACGGCCUGGGCGUCGAGGACGAGGUCCGAGACUUCAUUUUCGACCUUCAGAGGUCGAGCCGCGCCUCCCGCUUGCGGGCGCAGGAUAGACGCAACCCGCGGACGGCGUCACCGGCCGUCGAGGCGUCGCCUAGCGCACCAACGCCUGAUCGGAUCGCCAGUCCUGCGGCGGCGGCGGCGGCGGCGGCGACGCCUUCCUCCCGAACGGCGACUCCUACGGGCGGUUCUUAUUCGUCGUUCAAGACACCCGAGGAGCGCGCCGCUUUUAUCAAGCAGCAAGCCGAGCAGCGCAUGGCGGAACGGCUGGCGGCUCUGGGUAUCAAGGCCCCUUCCAAGUCGGGGGAGACCGUGGCCCAGAGGAUGGAGCGCGAGAGGGCGGAGCGGGCAGCGAAGCUCCGCCAGGCCGAGGAGGAAGAUGCUCGUAGGGAAGCUGAGCGUCAGGCUCGGUUGGCUGAGGAACAAGGCAUCCCGCCUCCCGCCACCGAAACGGCCGAGCCCGCCGCUGCUUCUAAGAAACCUCCCCCUCCGCCGUCAAGGAAGGGAGGGAGGAAUGAGGCGGCCGAAAGGGAGGCGGCAGAGCGGGAGGCGGCUGAACGCGAAGUUGCGCAGAGGGCGCAGGAGGAAGCGGCUGCUGCCAAGAGAGCCGAGGAAGAGCGCUUGGCCAGGGAGCGUGAAGAGCAACAGCGUGCUACGCAGGAGUUAGAGGCCCAAGCCAGAGACCAAGAGGAUGAUCUCUCGAGGGAGAGGAACGCAGCUGCGGCCCGUCUCAAGGCGCUCGAGGACCAGGUCCGGCAGGGCAAACUCAAGAAGGAGGAAGAGAAGCGCCGGAAGAAGGCGGCCAUGGCCGAAGCACGCGAGAAGGAGGCUAAGCUUGCUGCUCAACGGGCCGAAAUCGAGGCGGCGAGGCAGCGCGAGCUGGAGCUCCAACGCCAGCUCGAGGCUCUCGAGGACGAGGACAGCUCGUCCGAUGACGACGAUGGCCCUCAACGGCUCACACCGCAGGCGUCGACGCCCACGCAGGCGGGUAGCCAGAUCGGCAGCCAGGAGCUGGAGAGGAAGCCAGCGUCCCCCCCUCCGGCGCCCGCCUUCCCGGCUCCCCCGACCGUUGUGACCAGCCCUCCGUCGGAUACCGAAAGCAAGAACCCCUAUUUCCGGAUGCUUUCGCAGUCAUCCGAGCCCAACGGUACCAGCGCACCAGCACCGGCACCUGCAUCUGAACCAGCGGCUCCUCCCUCUCCCCCUCCCCCGCCUCCUCAGCCCGAGGCGUCUACGAACCCAUUCCAUCGCAUGACACACGAGGCCAAGACUACGUCAGCAUCAGCGCCAGCCCCUGCGCCUGUCCCUGUCAUCACUGGGCCGGUAUCACGUCGACGACCUGAAGAAGACGACUGGGGUUCCGAGAAGGAGGACGAGGACGAAGACUCCGAUGACGACAGACCGGGCGGCAAUAGCGCUGCGGCGCUGGCAUCCAUCCUCUUCGGAACCAUGGCACCACCUCGGCCUCUGUCGGCGAUGGGCGACAAGUCUGGGUCGACGCCCGCCAGCCCGGCCAACGCGCAGUCGCCCACGUCGCCUCCUCCACCGCCACCCGGGCCGCCGCCCCCACCAGGCCCGACAUCAGCCCCCCCUCCACCCCCUCCCAUGCCUCCGACGGCUGCCCCUGGGGUCCCUCCCCCGCCGCCGCCGGGCCCUCCUCCUAUGCCGGGCGCAGGGGCUUUCCCCCCACCGCCUCCACCACCUGGAGGUGACGCACCGCCUGCCCCUCGACCCUCGGGCGGACCACCUACGGGGUUCCUGGGCGAGAUCCAGCUGGGCAAGGCGCUGAAGAAGACGCAGACGAAGGAUAAGAGCAGGCCGGCCACGGCAGGACGUGUUUUGUAA